UUUUAAAACUCAAUUUUGACGUUUUUUGACUUCUAGACAAGCCCAAAGGAACCAUCGACGGGAAUAGUAAAUCCCCAUUUCACCUACGGCAGGUGAAAUAGUAGCAUCAAUAUGGAGUUUAGUAACAGUUACAUGACAAGAAGUUACUACAAAAUAUUUACAAGGCGGCAUGCGACUGCCUUACCAAAAUGUGACUUUACUCCGAAAAUAUAUUCAGGUCCAUCUGUCCAAAAGACUGAUAAAAUAAAAACGGAAAACAUAGCACCAGCUAUAUUUGACAUCUACAAGCGGCCAUUGGUACUUCACCAGGGACACAUGCAGUGGCUGUUCGACCACGAAGGAAGACGAUACCUCGACCUCUUUGGAGGAAUAGUAACCGUAUCGGUAGGACAUUGCCACCCUAAAGUAUCAGCUGCGCUGCACGAACAGAUAGACAGUCUCUGGCAUGUAACGAACAUUUAUAGACACCCAAAAAUCUAUGAAUACGUUGAAAAACUUACUGCGAAGUUUCCUGGUGAUUUGAAGGUGGUGUAUCUAGUAAACAGUGGUACAGAAGCAAACGAUCUCGCAUUACUCCUUGCCAAGGCUUACACGGGCAGUAAUGACGUCAUAUCUUUACAAAGUAGUUACCAUGGCUAUUCCAGUACUCUAAUGGGCUUAACGGCUAUGCAGUCUUACCGAAUGCCUAUUCCAGUACCCACUGGCAUGCAUCAUGCGAUGCUACCAGAUCCCUACAGAGGCAUCUGGGGUGGCUGCCGGGACUCCGUAUCUCAGGUGCAAGAUUCGUGUACGUGCGAAGGCGAUUGCGUGUCUUCUGAUAAAUACAUUAAACAGCUCUCAGAGAUUUUAGAAAAUUCAGUGCCAGCUGGCAGAGUUGCAGCAUUCUUUGCGGAAUCUAUCCAGGGAGUAAAUGGCGCAGUUCAGUUUCCGAAGGGAUAUAUUAGGAAAGCAGCUGAAUUGAUAAGAAAACAUGGAGGUCUUUAUGUUGCUGAUGAGGUGCAAACCGGCAUUGGUCGCACAGGCGACGCAUUUUGGGGCUUCCAGAACCAUAAUAUUCAACCAGAUAUAGUCACCAUGGCCAAGGGAAUUGGUAAUGGUUUUCCACUCGCUGCAGUUGUCACAACAAAGGCAAUAGCUGAAGCUCAUAACAAAAGCUCGUAUUUUAAUACAUUUGGAGGUAAUCCAAUGGCUGCUGCUGUUGGUAAAGCUGUUUUGGAGGUCAUUGAAGAAGAGGGACUACAGCAAAAUUGUAAAGAAACAGGACGAUAUUUUCUAGAACAAUUAAUGGCUUUACAAAAAUGUUAUCCUGUAAUCGGUGAUGUUCGCGGUAAAGGAUUAAUGAUAGGAUUAGAGUUAGUUGAACCGGGCACGAAGCAACCGUUGAAAUUGAGUGACGUAAAAGAUAUCCUAGAAUCGAUCAAAGAUUUGGGAAUCUUAAUUGGAACUGGAGGAAGAUAUAGUAAUGCGUUGAGAAUAAAACCUCCUAUGUGUAUCAACAAAAACGACUUCAAUUCUAAAGUAAUUAAAUGUGAAGAAACUAAGGAGCCAAUAGUUGAGUAUGGAAAGGUGUCCAAAUUUGAAGGAUUUCAAAUAACCUUAGAGAAUACAAUACUCUUUCCAGCAGGAGGAGGCCAGCCUUUCGAUGUAGGCUGGUUAAAUGAUAUAGAAGUAUUGCAAGUGCUUCGUAAAGGAGAUCAAGCUGUUCAUUUUACCCAGGAACCAAUAGAAGUUGGUACAAAUGUAAUACAGAAAAUUGAUUGGUCAAGACGGUUCGACCAUAUGCAGCAACAUUCGGGUCAACAUCUAUUGUCGGCAAUAUUAGAAAGAGAUCACAGUUUGCCCACGACGAGCUGGUGGUUGGGUGCUGAUGAAUGUUUCGUCGAACUUGAAUCAACAACCAUCGGUGAUGAUACGAUACAGGUUGUUGAAGAACAAUGCAACAAACACAUACGUUCGGCCACACCAGUUACUGUCAAAUUUUUAAAAGCAAAUGAUCCUGAUUUGAAUGAGGCACACACGAGGGGGCUGCCUAAGGAUUGCAUGGAUACGAUACGCGUGAUUUGCAUCGGUGAUAUUGACGAAAACAUGUGUUGUGGAACACACGUUACUAAUUUAAGUCAGCUGCAAAUGAUAAAACUGUUAGGUGUCGAACCGGGGAAGAAAGGAAAGACAAACCUCAGGUUCCUUGUUGGUAAUCGUGUUACAAAAACAUUCCAAAGAAUGUUGGACAGAGAGAAGGCUCUAAUAGGACUGUUGAAAAAUGAACCAUUGAAACAUGAGGAAUUAGUAUCUAAAUUGCAGAAAAACCUGAAAAUAACGAAUAAGAAUUUACAAAAUGUCCUGUCAGAGUUAGCUCAGUACGAAGUUGACAAAAUAAAAAAUACUCAACCGAAACCAAAAUAUUUAUUUAUGUUUAAGAAGGAGGCUAACCCUGACUUCAACCGCGCUAUUUGUAAGGGAUUGGAAAAUGAAGAGAUGUUUGUUUUCGUAGCAUCCGAAGACCAGGAUAAGCCUAAAGAAGGUCAAAUCAUUAUACAGGGUGCAGAAACAGACUUUAAAGCUUUAGGACAACAAAUAACUGAUAUAUUAAAAUGUAAAGGUGCCUUUAAGAAUGGAAAAUUCCAAGGGAAAGCUGGAGACUUGGGAAGUAUUAAUAAAUGUAAGAAAUUGAUAGAAGAUUACUUUAAUAAUUUUGUGUGAUAUAAAUAUAAUAUAAUGUAAUAAUAAAUCUUU
This is a messenger RNA of Nymphalis io (European peacock), 2733 nucleotides long. Its product is annotated as alanine--glyoxylate aminotransferase 2, mitochondrial. The record is from RefSeq and is a predicted model, not a curated record. The transcript is spliced from 17 exons. Bases 112 to 2700 code for a protein of 862 amino acids. Gene Ontology annotation, molecular function: pyridoxal phosphate binding; alanine-tRNA ligase activity; L-alanine:glyoxylate transaminase activity. NCBI's taxonomy places the organism in Eukaryota, Metazoa, Arthropoda, Insecta, Lepidoptera, Nymphalidae. Gene Ontology annotation, cellular component: mitochondrion. Gene Ontology annotation, biological process: glyoxylate catabolic process; alanyl-tRNA aminoacylation.